Molecule: messenger RNA, 3647 nt
Organism: [Torrubiella] hemipterigena
Lineage: Eukaryota; Fungi; Ascomycota; Sordariomycetes; Hypocreales; Clavicipitaceae
Source: the annotation of a GenBank genome assembly
CCGGAUGCCGGCACCGGACAUAAAUCCGAGACAAUUUAAACGAACGCUUUUCUGUCUCUUCUCCGAGCCAAGACGUUCGGCUGACGUGUCUCUGUUCGCGAAAUGCAGCAACGUAGGCACCAGUCCUACACUGCGGCCAUCACGGCCCAGGACGGGUGCAACGCUGCCGCAGAACAUGCUUCAAUGCCGCCCCGGCCACACAGAAUCCCAAUAGCGACGGUUACUGGCCAUAUUCCUUGUUUUCCAUUGUCAUCAAUCCACAAUUGGUGUUGCUCAUGCCGCUAGGGCAGCGGACAAUCCUGCCAAGCGACUGAAAAUGCGGCGUCGGGACCACUAUGGCCGCGAUGCUACUCUGCUACAUAACCAGUGGCGGAUGGUAAGCCGCGCUAUGCGACUGUAGAAGGUUUGGAGCCUUGGUGUACACUGAGACACGGUAUAUCUUGCCAAGCACGCAUAAAUAUGUAUACGGCUUUGCGCUGCUUCGAAUGGCUUCUGCGGCGCAUUUCUGAAGUCCAUUUAUCCAAACACAGAUCAACAAGAUUAGCAAUGGAUUCCCGCGAGGAACAAGAAAUCCGAGAUACUGCACUUCUGCAGCAGCAUAUCGGAUACAAGCAAGAGUUGAAACGGUCAUUCAGCGCUCUUCAUUCAUUCGCCCUCUGCUUCACAAUCACCGGCCUCGUUCCCAGCAUUGCAGCUACUAUUCCAUAUGCCUUAGCCGCAGGACCGGCAGGAUUGAUAUGGGGAUGGGUAAUUGGUCUGGCAUUUAUCACCACCAUUGCCACAGCCCUUGCCGAACUAUCUUCUGCACUUCCCACAACUGGUGCAUUGUACUUCUGGACGUUCUACUUUGGCCCCAAAAACCACCGCGGUCUUCUUUGCUACAUCAUCGGAUAUCUGAACACCCUUGGUAGUGUCGUGGGCCUCAUGUCAAUCUCCUAUAGCGUCGCGCUCAUGAUAUCUUCUGUGGUCGGUAUUGCCACCAACGGCGAAUGGACAGCAUCAAGACUGCAAGUGUACCUGAUUGCUCUGGCAGUCAUGGUCAGCCAUGCAACGGUCUCCAGCUUGCCGGGGAAAGCCCUCGCCGCCAUGCAGACCGUAUACAUGGUUGGAAAUUUCCUCAUCAUUAUUGUCGUUGCCAUCGUACUUCCGGCAUUGACACCGAGCGAGAAACGUCCAGACGCCAGCUGGGUCUUUACUCAUGUGGACAAUGGCAGUGACUGGCCUACAGGUUUUACCUUCAUCUUGGCCUUUUUGAUGCCUCUUUGGACAGUGAAUGGCUUCGAGUCUUCCAUUCACAUCUCUGAGGAAACUCGUGAUGCAGUCCGCGCUGUUCCUAAAGCCCUCAUGUGGAUUGUGGUUGCAAGUUUUGUCCUCGGCCUCGCCUGCGUGAUUGGCAUUUCUUUCUCCGUCAAAGACUUUGAGGCCGUUCGCAAUACCCCCCUGGGACAGCCAAUGGCACAGAUCUUGCUUGACUCUUUUGGCUACAGCGGAGCUCUGGCAGCAUGGACAUCCAUUGCCUUCCUUACAUGGACCAUGGGAUCUUCCGUUAGUAUUGCCACGAGUCGUCAAGUAUGGGCAUUUUCCAGAGAUGGCGCCCUCCCGUUUUCCAAAAUCAUCUCUCGGGUCACUUCACGGGGCGUUCCCAUAUUCGCCAUCUGGUGUUCUCCCAUAAUUGCUGCCCUAUUGGGUCUGCUGGCCUUGAUCAACGAAGUUGCGGCGUCCGCUCUAUUCUCCUUGGGCGUCGUGGCGUCCUACUCUUGCUAUGCCAUCCCCAUCUUCUCACGGCUUACUUGGGGCCGUGACCGGUUCGUCCCAGGGCCUUUUUACACUGGCGACUUCUUGAGUCCAAUCAUUAACUGGACAUGUCUCAUCUGCAUGGCAUUUUUCUGGAUCAUUUUCUUAUUCCCAACCAGCGGCCCUCACCCAACUGCAGAAAACAUGAACUACGGUGCCGUCAUCUUUGCUACCGUCAUUAGUGGUGUUCUCAUUUCGUGGUAUCUUCCCAAUGUUGGAGCAAAGCACUGGUUCACUGGACCAAAGAACGAUUACGCAAUGGAAAACGGCCUUGCAACCGAGACGAUCGAAGGAUCCAUUGUUCAUUCGAGUUUGGAGAAUAGACGCAUGUCGAACAAAGCGUGUGAGAUUCUGGGUAUUCAUUAUCCCGAAAAAGAAAAGCAACGACUGGGACAGGAACCCUCACGCUAGGUUUAGGAAAUUUAUGAAGAGAGCUAUUUGGAAAACUUACGCAUCCUUUUUAAUAAUGUAGACGAAUGUUUAACUUUUGUCUAUUCUUUUGCAUCAGAAAUACCCUGUUUGCGCUUUUCCGACGCCAGAUACUGAAUGUGCUGUUUUUCAAUCGCGGCCCGUCCUAUUGCUUCCUUAUGUCGUUGUAUAAAUUCUUGAACUUUUUCUGCAUCUACCAUCCCGUCGAUAACAUUUGACUGAUCGAACUUGCAUCCAAAUUCUUCACUGCCUUCCAAAAUGAUAAGUUUGAGUGCUUUAAUAAGAUGAGAUCUGUAGUUUACAGAUCGAAUAUCGCUCGCAUCUUCGACUGGCGGAAUAGCGUCUUUAAUAAGUGUGCGGUAGACCAUGUCUCGGUGUCGUUCGAUUAGGUAUUCUCGUCGUCGUUGUGUAUAUUCCUUUGUUACUCCAAAGUGUAUCAUCGCUCGAUCAGUCACCUCUUUCCGUGAUGUCUGCUGUUGUUUGAACCGUCCGCGCCUUUGGCAAUCUGGAAUGAAACUCUCCACGAACUGCCUGUAGACUGGCCUCAUUCGCACCCUUUUUCGGUCAUUUGAAGAAAGGGUCUGGGCAUCUAUACCAGAACUUGCACCAACUCUGUCCUUGUCUCCUGGAAUAGACGCCAAGGGCGAUUUUGUAGAGUAUUCAAACAUGUCGUUGACACUAUCAAACGGACGGUCCCAGUAGUCGUCAAUAGGGAAGCCGAGAAAUGAAAGGACUUGGGCUGGUUCAUCGGUAAGGAAUACCUUGGCUUUGUUCUUGUUGGUCGACUCAACUUCCUCAAUCCUUAACCAAAAUCCACUUUCGUCAACGGUAAUACCGUAUGGGCGGAUCAUGGAGCCGACAAUACUCCAGAGGUCGCCAUGAGCGUGCUUGAAAAGAACCCAGUUCAGAUGCUUGAGUGUUUCGCACACUCUUAUGUCUACUUGAAUAUAGCGCUUUUCUGUGUCAGUGUCAUUUAUAAAUUGUUCGGGCCACGGAAUGGCAAAGUUGGCGUUGGCGCCAUUGCCUUUUGUGUAAAUGUAGUCCACGGCGUCGAGGAUGUUGGCCAGCUCCUCUACCCAUUGCCUGUCGUCUAAUACUUUUCCCAGUUUGUGAUGGUAAACAAGAAUAUCAACAUCACCAAAAUCCUUCUUUCCAGGUCCGUCAAUCGGAGUAGCAACGCAGAAGAAAUGCUGAAAAAGAAGACGAUGGCAAUGCUGCCGGACGCGGAGAUAAACCUCAGUCGGCAUGCGAGGCGUGCUCAGAUUGCGACCACCAGAGGAAAAUGCAGAUCCCCCCAUGAUUCAAUUUCAAAUUAAAUAUGGUCUUCUUCAGCUUAUGGGAUGUAGUUGAAGUCCUUAAAAGCAGAAAAGGAAGCCGAGCCGAGUUGACGUGAAAGCGCCACCUCGUAACCACAACGCGUUGAG